UACCUAUAGAACUAUUUUCCUCCUCAGCUCGUUCGCCCUCGCCUCCGCUCGCCGCGGCGCCACUGCCCACUCUCGAAGUCUCGUUGUCGACCGCCCUCCUCCUUCUUUACCGAGCGCUAUCGAAGGGGAAGAAAGGUUCGCUGCUGAUCCGUCUCUUCCUAGAUCCGCCUCCGUCCGGAAGGGAAGGUUCAGUUUUUGCCCAAUUCCAGUGAGCUCCGGCUGAAUACGUCGGAUCUGAAGUGUACCCGGAAGUUUCCAAGGGUUCUCUGGAAUACCCUCGUUCGGUACCAUAUUUACCGCUCGACUAAUAUUGGCAAAGAUGACAAAAUGGCUGAAGUUCAGAUAGAAGAAAGAAUGUUCAGGACUAUUUGGAGUGAUCUUAAAUACUCUUGUAGGUAUUGCACGGCUUCUAUGGGCUGAGACCUGGGACAAAAUGCUAUUGGAAUUUUUAUCUUGCCAGAAUGGAUGAGAUGUCUGGUGAUUCAGCAAGAUCUGAGCAAGGGAACACCAGUACUACCUGGUGGCCCUCAGAUUUUAUAGACAACUUGCAGUCUGUAUCUCUGGAUUCACGAGAGGAGACUACAUGUAACAUUAGAAAAGCAGAAGUCUUAUCUCAAACUGCAUCGCAGAUAUUGUGGUCUACUGGAACAUUUUCUGCAUCAAUACCCAAUGGCUUUUAUUCUGUCAUCCCAGAUAGAAAAAUUAAGGAGCUCUUCUCAACUAUACCUUCUCCAGAUGACCUUCAUUCUCUUGGUAUGGAGGGGUUUAAGGCAGAUAUCAUUCUUGUAGAUGCAGAGAAGGAUAAAAAACUCUCUAUUUUGAAGCAGUUGAGUGCUGCCAUGGUGAAAGGACUGCACAAUAAUCCUGCUUUAUUAAUUAAGAAGAUUGCUUGUUUGGUCUUUGAUUUUUACAAGCGUCCAAAUUCAGAGUUAAGUCCUGCAAAAACUGCAGUAGAAGAUAUGUCUCAUUGGACAGAAAAUAAAAGCAUUCAACUUUUGGGCCAGAUUAGGCAUGGAUCAUGCCGACCAAGAGCAAUUUUAUUUAAGGCUCUUGCAGAUUCUGUUGGUCUUGAGAGUAAACUUGUAGUGGGCCUACCUAGUGAUGGUGGUAUUGAAUGUGCUGAUUCUUACAAGCAUAUGUCUGUGGUGGUGGUGCUGAACUCUGUGGAACUGCUUGUUGAUCUUAUGCGUUUUCCUGGGCAAUUAAUCCCAUUUUCAACCAAGGCUAUUUUUAUAUCCCAUAUUUCUGCAGCAGGGGAGAGUGACUCUGCCGAGAAUGAUUCCUGCGAUUCUCCUCUUGAGCCAAAUAGCCCACUCUGUGGUCUUCCUGACAAAGGGGAAGCUGAUGGUUGUGAACAAGAUGACAACAAUCACUCUCUCUAUCAGAGGGUUGAUGGUUCAUCUUCAGGUCAAUCACUGCGUAACAUUGUACUGAGAUCAACAACUUUUACUAAGGGAAGGCUGAGUGUGUCUCAUAGUGAACCCGAUAUUGCAAAUGCUCUUGCCGGAUGUAACCAAAGAAAAACUGUUGCAGAACAGCAGCAUACAGCUAGUUCAAGUCCAGAGCAUCCCCUAUCCAGAGCACGGGGGUGGUCCAUGCUUAGUGGUGAUAGGCAAACAUUUAGAGAAUGCACAGAUAAUGCAGAUGCAUCAAGAUCAGAUGGUGCAUCAACAUUUAAUGCUCGCAGGAUACGAAGAAGAAGCAUUAGCAUUACUCCAGAAAUUGGUGAUGAUAUAGUAAGGGCUGUUCGAGCGAUGAAUGAAACUCUGAAGCAAAAUCGUCUCUUGAAGGACCUUGGAGAUGAUGGUUCGUGCUCAUUUUCCACAAAUGACCAAAAUCAGUUGAAUAAUCCACUAAAUAAGGAUGAAAUAUCUUUCAAGCAUUCCAAGCAAACAGGUUCCAGUCAGAAGGCUAUAUCACUGCCUUCUUCACCUCAUGAAUAUAGCGGCAAGAGUCCUGAGAGAAACAGGGAUUCUCCAAGAACAGAAGCAAUGUUGUCAACCUGGAACAAUGUUUUGCAGUCUUCUCCAUUCCUCACUAAGCCUUUAAUUCCUUUCGAGGAAUGGAACAUUGAUUUUUCAGAGCUAACUGUCGGCACACGCGUUGGAAUAGGAUUCUUUGGAGAAGUUUUUCGUGGGAUAUGGAAUGGUACUGAUGUUGCAAUUAAAGUCUUUCUUGAGCAAGAUCUUACAACUGAGAACAUGGAGGAUUUUUGCAAUGAAAUAUACAUUCUAAGCCGCCUUAGACAUCCAAAUGUUAUUUUAUUUCUUGGAGCAUGCAUGAAGCCUCCUCACCUGUCAAUGGUAACUGAAUAUAUGGAGAUGGGAUCUUUGUAUUACCUUAUACAUAUGAGUGGCCAGAAAAAGAAGCUGAGCUGGCGUAAGAGAUUGAAAAUGCUACGUGAUAUCUGCAGGGGGCUGAUGUGCAUACACCGUAUGAAAAUAGUCCAUCGUGAUCUAAAAAGUGCAAAUUGCCUUGUGGAUAAACACUGGGCAGUUAAGAUUUGUGAUUUUGGUCUUUCACGAAUCAUAACAGAUGGCCCCUUGAGAGACAAUUCAUCUGCAGGGACUCCUGAAUGGAUGGCUCCUGAGCUCAUUCGCAAUGAGCCAUUCACAGAAAAGUGUGACAUCUUUAGUCUUGGCGUUAUAAUGUGGGAGCUGUGCACCCUAAAUAGACCAUGGGAUGGCACCCCACCAGUUCAAGUGAUCUAUGCAGUUGCAAAUGAAGGUACGGGACUGGAGAUUCCUGAAGGUCCUCUUGGCAAGCUAAUUGCAGAUUGUUGGGCAGAACCGGAUGAGCGACCGAGCUGUCAGGAAAUCCUAACCCGCCUGCUUGACUGCGAGUAUACUCUAUCUUGACUAUUUCUAGAAUUUGAAUGUAUAGCGAGUGUAGAACCAUAACUUUCGCAUCUUUAAGUUGUAAAUGUUCUGUGAGUAAAAAAUUUUCAUACA
Molecule: messenger RNA, 2951 nt
Organism: Zingiber officinale
Lineage: Eukaryota; Viridiplantae; Streptophyta; Magnoliopsida; Zingiberales; Zingiberaceae
Product: probable serine/threonine-protein kinase SIS8
Exons: 17
Coding region: 462-2858 (798 amino acids)
Biological process (GO): protein phosphorylation
Molecular function (GO): protein kinase activity; ATP binding
Source: RefSeq, a predicted model, not a curated record